Messenger RNA from Rhinichthys klamathensis goyatoka, 2223 nucleotides. RefSeq names its product SWI/SNF related, matrix associated, actin dependent regulator of chromatin, subfamily d, member 3a (gene smarcd3a). Gene Ontology annotation, biological process: regulation of transcription by RNA polymerase II. The transcript has 14 exons. NCBI's taxonomy places the organism in Eukaryota, Metazoa, Chordata, Actinopteri, Cypriniformes, Leuciscidae. The record is from RefSeq and is a predicted model, not a curated record. The coding region runs from base 145 to 1758 and encodes 537 amino acids. Gene Ontology annotation, cellular component: nucleus; SWI/SNF complex.
AGAGAGUGGAGAAAGGGAACGUCAGAGUGAGGAGAAGGAGGGAGGGAGCACUCUCUUUUGGAGGAGAGGAAAAGUGAGGGAAGCGCACAGUGGCAGAGGUACCCAAGAAUAGAGGAAACAAAAGAGGGACUGGGGAUUUUGUAAAUGGACAUGGAGGAUUCUGCCGGAGGAGCUCGUAAAGCCACCAAGAGUAAACUGUUUGAGUUUCUCGUCCAUGGAGUGCGUCCAGGGAUGACCUCAGGGGCACGGAUGCCCCAUCAAGGAGCUCCCAUGGGGCCUCCUGGACCUCCAUAUGGAGGAACACCGCCCAUUCGACCAGGGAUGCCUAACCCAGCCCUCGACCCCAACCGAAAACGUCCUGCCCCGACCCAGCCCGUGCAACCUCCCCCUGUCCAGAACCGUCCCAGAAAGAAACCACUUGGAUUUCCAGCAACAAAUGAGAUAUCCGCGAGACAGAUGGACAUGAGAGAAGCCCAGUCAGAUCCUGCAAUUGGAUCCAAUGCCAAGAGAAGAAAAAUGGCAGACAAGAUUCUCCCUCAGAGGGUGAGCUCCAUCACUGCUGCUUUUAUCUGUUUGUCUGUGUUUGUUUAUUCAUCUCUUAAUUUUCAGUGCCAAGUCAAGAGUGAUCGCACGGUACAGAUCCGUGAACUGGUGCCAGAGUCCCAGGCAUACAUGGACCUCCUGGCCUUUGAGCGCAAACUUGACCAAACCAUUAUGAGGAAGAGGGUGGAUAUACAGGAAGCCCUCAAAAGACCAAUGAAGCAAAAGCGGAAGCUGCGAUUGUACAUUUCAAACACUUACAACCCUGCCAAACCUGACGCAGAAGACUCGGAGGGCAGCAUUGCAUCCUGGGAGCUGCGUGUAGAGGGCAAGUUGUUGGAUGAUCCGGGAAAACAAAAGAGGAAGUUUUCGUCUUUCUUUAAGAGCCUUGUUAUUGAGCUGGACAAGGAUCUAUACGGCCCUGACAACCACUUAGUGGAGUGGCACCGCACCGCUACAACCCAGGAGACCGAUGGCUUCCAGGUGAAGAGGCCCGGCGAUGUGAAUGUGCGCUGUACCCUCUUGCUUAUGCUGGAUUACCAGCCUCCUCAGUUUAAGUUGGAUCCUCGCCUCGCACGUCUCCUUGGCAUCCACACUCAAACCCGCUCCUGCAUCAUCCAGGCAUUAUGGCAGUACGUCAAAACCAACAAGCUGCAGGAUCCUCAUGAAAAGGAGUACAUCAACUGUGAUAAAUAUUUCCAGCAGAUCUUCGACUGUCCUCGUCUAAAGUUCUGUGAGAUCCCUCAGCGACUAACCAACCUGCUGCUGCCGCCUGAUCCUAUUGUCAUCAAUCAUAUUAUUAGUGUGGAUCCAAAUGACCAGAAGAAGACAGCCUGCUAUGACAUUGAUGUUGAAGUUGAUGAUCCUCUUAAGAGUCAGAUGAACGGAUUCUUGCUGUCCACAGCCAAUCAACAAGAGAUUGCAUCCCUAGACAACAAGAUUCACGAAACUAUUGAGUCCAUCAACCAACUUAAGAUCCAGAGGGAUUUCAUGCUCAGCUUCUCCAGAGACCCCAAAGGCUACAUCCAGGACUGGAUCUGCUCCCAGAACCGGGAUCUUAAGCUGAUGACCGAUACAGCUGGUAAUCCAGAGGAAGAGAGGAGAGCAGAGUUUUAUAACCAGCCCUGGUCUCAGGAAGCUGUCAGUCGCUACUUCUAUUGCAAGAUUCAACAACGAAGACAGGAGCUUGAACAAGCUUUAGCACUGCGAACCACUUAACUCAACUAAUCUGUUUCUCUUGUGGCUUGGCCACUUUUAUUCUGGCGGUCUCCACACUGGCAGUUUUUUUUAAUGGACAUGAAAAUAUUAGACCCCCUUCUCAGUAUUGAGGUUUGGACUGAUUUUAAUCAAUGAAAAGUGUAAUUGUACUCUUAUUUGAUGUAUGUUUAUUGUACAGUUGAAUGUAUAUAAUCUCACAGUACAAUGAAUUUAAGAAUGUAGCUUGGGAAUGACACUUUCACACUGACUACACACAAAUACAGCGAUUGAUAAACAAUUAUAAUUGUUUAUCAGUUUUGUGAUGCACAUGAAGUGCAGAUAUGCUACUGUGUCUCUUGGAAAGGUAAAAAUACAAUGAAUGAAACUUUGAUACCUGGGAAAUUUAUUUAACCAUUAAUGAUAUGCUAAAUGUUAAUAUGUAAGUAUAGAUAUCGAACCUGUCAUGUUUUUUUUCUACCCGUUUGA